Molecule: messenger RNA, 713 nt
Organism: Octopus bimaculoides (California two-spot octopus)
Lineage: Eukaryota; Metazoa; Mollusca; Cephalopoda; Octopoda; Octopodidae
Product: transcription elongation factor SPT4
Biological process (GO): regulation of DNA-templated transcription; transcription elongation-coupled chromatin remodeling; transcription elongation by RNA polymerase II
Cellular component (GO): DSIF complex; nucleus
Molecular function (GO): zinc ion binding; RNA polymerase II complex binding
Source: RefSeq, a predicted model, not a curated record
UUAAUGAAUUAGAGACAAAAAGAAGUUGGGAGAGAGAGAGAGAUUAAGGCAAUAUACAUACGUGUGUGUAUAUAUAACUUUUAUUUUUCCUUUUAUUAUUGAUAUAUCUUUAAUUAGUAAUUACUGCUGCUGCUACCUCAACACCACCUACACAUAAAUAUUUAAACGGAAGUGAAGAGAAGAGAGAGAGAGAAAGGUUUGUGGGUUUUUUCGGUGGAUUUUGUUGGAUUUUGUCCGAAGCUGAACCAAUAAAAUGUCUUUAGAUGCUGUUCCGAAAGAUAUGAGGAACCUGCGGGCUUGCCUGCUGUGUUCCUUAGUUAAGACAUUUGACCAGUUUGAGUAUGAAGGUUGUGACAAUUGUGAUGAUCAUUUACAUAUGAAGAAUAACCGAGAUGCCGUCUAUGUCUGCACCAGUUCCAACUUUGAUGGGUUAAUAUCAAUGAUGGGACCUGAAGACAGUUGGGUGGCAAAAUGGCAGAGAAUUAGUCGUUUUUCUAAAGGUUGUUACGCAAUCUCUGUAACCGGUCGUCUUCCUCCAAAUGUUGUCAAAGAUUUGAAACGCAAAGGAAUCUCCUACAGGCCCCGAGACACCAGUACAAGAGCUUGAGGUGGGGGAACCCCUCACCUUUUUUGUCACCUCAUCACAUUUUCAUCUCUCAUUCAAAUCAUUCCCCCCACUUCUUCCAGUGUAAAUAAAUAAAAAAACAAAAGAA